GAUAUUAAAUGGCAUUAUUAUCAACAACAAAAAAAUCAUUUUAAUAAGAGGUAUAGGGGUUGAAGUAUGGAGGGCUGAUAGAACAAAAUGCAUCAUUGCUUUUCGAGGCGUUAUCCCAUGAAAUUUGAUGAGAAACAACAACACAGGGAAACUAAUCAUUUUGUCGUUGAUGUUGUUUUAUCUUUCAGUUAUCUGAUGCUAUAAUAGAUUAGAAGCAUACGGGACUUACCAGACCCUUCAUCUUCACUACCCAGUACCUGACUUGGAAGUCUCCUUCACUGCAAUGCGUUUCAUCGACGACAGAGACCUAAGGCAGUGGGUCCAGGAGAACCUGCAACGAAAGCUGGUCCAACAGGCACACGAGCUUGCAGUGCAGACAGGGUGCGAAGUGCUUGUUCGGUUUCAAGAUGGACGGGAGUCUCCACAUUGCAAGUACUACGUCACAGACAGGAUGAAGCAUGACUACGUGAAUUACGGCGUCCGGGCUGACCCUGGUGACCUGCCGAUGUCAGGUGAAUCAGGAUUGCCCAAGAAGUAUGUCCACGACUUCACAUGCCAGGUGGCUUGUGAACCCACUGGCCCUAUCCCCUACGCACCGGAGCACACCGAAACACACGAGGCUGAAAUCAUUCGGGUACAACAGCAUCCCAAUAUAUCUGUGCAAGGUGUCCAUUGUAGUGAGGAGUGGCAAAGGCUGUACAGGGAGAGAUUGUGGACCCAGCAGACUUCGACGUCAUCCACGUCAAAAUUAGAAGCAGCCAUCCACUCAGAGGUUCAAAGGCGAUCGCCAGGCGCCAAUGGACAACGACCGUAUGUAUAUCCAGCAAGUGCGUUGAUUCAGUCGGAUGCGUCCGUACCUACUGCGACGGAGAGCCACAUCGUGUCACAUCUAGAUGACAACGAUGCUGCUCUACGAAAUCUGAAGCAGUUACACCUCAAAAGACUGAUGAGGCGUGAGAUAGAACAAGAGGCACGUACAAACGAAUUUCCUGGGCAGUCAAAGCCAGCGAAUGACCAUGAAUGUUUUCGGGUUCUCUCCUAUCUAGAAGAUAACGCUGAACAACGCGAGGAAUUGGUAUAUGUAUCUCAGCAAGAGAACCCCCUCUUGCACCACAGCCACCGCCACCGCCACCUCCACCACCACCAGAGCCAUGGCCACCACAACCACAACAAGAACUCCAAACACAGGAUGUCAGGACGAAUGGUCUCGGCUUUGAUCCCAAAACGUUACCUGUUGGAAGUACACAGCAACGUUACCUAUGUCGCAUUUGCGAACGCACGUUUUGUGAUAUCUACAACUUGGUCUCUCACGCGAAAAUGUUUCAUUCAAGAUUAUCCGAAUUGAUUUUCGCCUGCAACUCAUGCAAUUCAUCGUUUGAGGACGCUAGGUCUCUCCAUGCUCACCUGCAGACGCACGGUAAUAUGGGGUUCUUUGCUGGAGCUGCUUGCCAGUUAAGGAGUCAGAGCAAAGAUCGACAGAAUGUCGUACAACAACGUCGAUUCCCAUGUCCAGACUGCGGGAAAAUAUUCUCAAGGUUUGGCUUCAUGCAAAGUCACAUUGAGCGUGUUCAUGGUGGCACCAGGAUCGCGGCGUCAAUGGACACCACUGCCCUCUCCAAGGAUACCUCUUUUCUUUCUAAAGAUUCCAUGGUAUCUCCUAAAGGACAUAAUGGAGGCAACCCAGUUGAAGAUAUCAUUGUAGUCAGAAAUUCAUCAGAAAAUUUGUAUCGUUGUAUGGAUUGUGAGGAGAGUUUUGACAGAGCCGAAAUCCUCCAGCAACAUAUCAAGGAGUCCCAUCUCAUUCUGAAGACCAGUUCAGCACCCCCUUCGUUUACAGAAGAUGAUGAGCCUCCAGUUCAGCGGAUGAGGUCCAAGUCAGAGGAUGUAACAUUCGUUGGAAAAGAGAUCUACACAUGUCAAGAAUGUGGCAAACAGUUCCCUAGAGGAAAGCUGCUGCAGAACCAUGUCAACAAAUACCACAUUUCAGCCGACCCCGCCGCGGUGGCAAGCCACCGAGAGGAACAGCACGAAAUCGAUCGGGCAGCCUUCGUCCAACCCGAACAGCAGUACAACAAUAAUGUGGCGAAUUCCUCAGUUUCCGUCGUAAAGAAAGAACCCAAUCAAGAAAUACUAGAUUUGAGCACCGGGAACUCGACCAGGAACUCCAGCCUGACUUUGUCAGAUGAUUCUAGCGAUAUGCCACCAGACUACCCCGUUAGCAGUCCUGACACACCGGGGAACGAGGCCAAACAGAUGGAGGACCAAGAAAUGGCUCAUGAAAAUGAUGAAGGGUUUCGACGAAGGCGAUUCGCUUGUGAUGUCUGUGGAAAGACCUACAAGUACGGCUUCCAUAUGAAAGAACAUCGAUUGACCCAUGCGGCGGUGUGUCCGUUCGUUUGUCGCAUCUGCGGCAUGGGUUUCUUUAGACAGAGACAGCUGAGGGACCAUGAACUGAGACAUACAGGAGCUUAUCCGUGUCGCUGUGAUAUCUGUGGCAAAGGGUUCCCUCGGACAUCAGAACUAAAGAGACAUUUAGCGUUCCGGCAUAACAGUCAUCUCGAUAUAUUUGUUAGACGAAAGUCAACGCCUUCACGGAAUGGGGAACAAACAUAGUGUAUAAACUGUAAUAGUUCGUAUAAUAGUGAAAUACUUGGCAGUGUAAGAGCUUUACCUACAUCGUGGUCAUUAUUUGGCGCGUUUGUAUAGAAUGUAAAAAUGAGCUGGCCAAGCCGGAGAGGUACACAAAACCCUGGUUGUUAUGAUAUUUAUCUCAUGUACGAGUACAUAUUCAUUGUUUAAUUUUAUAUAGUUGUUGCCGUCAAAAUCUUUACGUUGUUCAAUAGGAUUAGAAAGAGUAUCAUGUUUCUUGUUGGUUGUGUACAAUGAAAUAAUGCACUCCUAAACAAUUCUGUUUCCUUUUUGCCUUUACAUGUUUCGUUUAGUGACAGUUUUUUUUUUGGGUGGUAGUAUUCUUAGCUGGCUUAACUUGGUCGCUUUUCGAGAGUAAAUGAACCACUUGUAUUUUUAUUAGUUGUUACGCAUUAGGCAAGAUAGAUGAGUUGUUUAAUCAUGCUGCAAAUAAAUUGUAAAGUACAAUGUAUUAUGAUAUCUUUCUAAGCCACCCUGCCAGAGGGAGUAGAUGAAUUCGAUUAAAGGCCCACUACACUACUUGUAGCUACUUGCGCCCUCUAUAUAACAAA
Molecule: messenger RNA, 3200 nt
Organism: Strongylocentrotus purpuratus (purple sea urchin)
Lineage: Eukaryota; Metazoa; Echinodermata; Echinoidea; Camarodonta; Strongylocentrotidae
Product: zinc finger protein 90
Exons: 2
Coding region: 1318-2613 (431 amino acids)
Molecular function (GO): DNA-binding transcription factor activity, RNA polymerase II-specific; RNA polymerase II cis-regulatory region sequence-specific DNA binding
Source: RefSeq, a predicted model, not a curated record